Messenger RNA from Daucus carota subsp. sativus, 1573 nucleotides. RefSeq names its product probable protein phosphatase 2C 60. Gene Ontology annotation, molecular function: protein serine/threonine phosphatase activity; cation binding. The coding region runs from base 135 to 1238 and encodes 367 amino acids. NCBI's taxonomy places the organism in Eukaryota, Viridiplantae, Streptophyta, Magnoliopsida, Apiales, Apiaceae. The transcript is spliced from 11 exons. Gene Ontology annotation, biological process: protein dephosphorylation. The record is from RefSeq and is a predicted model, not a curated record.
GAAACGUUGUGAUGAUUAACUAACAAAACUACUAGCAGCAUCUCUCUCCCUCUCUCAUACUCUCUCUCGCUGCUUGUUCAUUUCAGAAACACACACAAAGUGUACGGACAGUGACCUGAAAAUUACAAGUGAACAUGGGGGUAUAUCUUAGCACCCCAAAGACUGAGAAGACCUCUGCUGAUGGGGAGGAUGACAGGCUUAGGUUUGGUGUGUCAUCCAUGCAAGGCUGGCGGUCAACCAUGGAAGAUGAUCAUGCAGCAUAUCUUAGUUUAGAUGAUUCCACAUCUUUCUUUGGAGUUUAUGACGGCCAUGGAGGUAAAGCAGUUUCUAAGUUCUGUGCUAAGUAUCUUCACCAGCAGGUGCUCAAGCAAGAAGCCUAUUCGGCUGGAGAUUUAGGAACUUCUCUACGGAAAGCUUUUCUGAGAAUGGAUGAAAUGAUGUGUGGACAAAGAGGUUGGAGAGAGUUAGCAAUAUUGGGUGAUAAAGUAGACCAAUUUAAUGGUAUGAUUGAAGGAUUAAUAUGGUCCAAGAGCGGGGAAGAUACGGGCCACCCUGAUGAUUGGGCUUCUGAAGAGGGAUCUCACUCUGACUUUAGCGGGCCAAGUUGUGGCAGCACAGCCUGUGUAGCAAUCAUUCGUAACAAACAACUUGUGGUUGCAAAUGCUGGUGAUUCCCGCUGUGUAAUAUCUCGAAAUGGUCAGGCAUAUAAUUUGUCCAAAGACCACAAGCCCGAUCUUGAAAUCGAGAAAGAAAGGAUAUAUAAAGCUGGUGGCUAUAUCCAGUGUGGACGGGUCAAUGGAACAUUAAACUUAUCAAGAGCUAUCGGAGACAUGGAGUUGAAAAGGGAUAAAUCUCGGCUUGCUGAAGAGCAAAUCCUUAGUGCUAAUCCAGAUAUAAGAACAGUUGACCUUGAUGAUGAUGAUGACUUCCUUGUUAUUGCAUGUGAUGGGAUAUGGGAUUGCAUGUCAAGUCAACAACUAGUGGACUUUGUUCGCGAACAGCUGGAAUCUGAAAAUAAGCUCUCCGCAGUAAUCGAGAAGGUGUUUGAUAGGUGCAUUGCACCGUCUGCUGGUGGAGAAGGAUGUGACAACAUGACAAUGAUCUUGGUGCAGUUUAAAAAACCUCCUAGUUCUUCUGCUUCAACCAAGGACCAUCAACCUUUGUCAUCUGAUCAACAAUCUGAAGUUGCGGAAGAGAUAUCGGGAUUUGAUCAAAGUACCAGCACACCCUCGAAAUAACUAAAUCCCAAGAGGUAUGACAUGAUAUGUACAUACACCAGAUGGCCAGAAUUUGUGGAUCUUAACACGUGUUUAUCAGCGGUCAUGUUUUCUUCAAGCUGUUUCUUUUCCUUUUUGUUGGGGUUUUGAAGAGGGUCGCAACUUGCAGCACUUUGUGUUGCGUUUUGGUCAUUACAUUAUGCAGUAGUAUAUGAAUAACGGUGUUGUGAACAGCGUUUAAAUUUACUUAAAUGGAUAAUAUAUAGAAUUAUAACAAUGUCUUGAAAUCCUUUGAGAUUUUACAAGUACAUGAUAUCGGUCCAUUUUUGUAAUUUAUGAUACGAGCGCCUGGACUA